Molecule: messenger RNA, 2037 nt
Organism: Saccoglossus kowalevskii
Lineage: Eukaryota; Metazoa; Hemichordata; Enteropneusta; Harrimaniidae
Product: cartilage oligomeric matrix protein-like
Biological process (GO): cell adhesion
Cellular component (GO): extracellular region
Molecular function (GO): calcium ion binding
Source: RefSeq, a predicted model, not a curated record
AUGACGUCACCAGUAACAACAGAAGGUUACCAAUCAUUGAAGUUUAAAACAUGCAGUGACAUACCCUGUUACCCAGGUGUUCAUUGCACUGACCAUGAACAAGGAUAUAUCUGUGGAUCGUGCCCAAUAGGUCUGUCAGGAGAUGGAGAAAUAUGUGAAGAUAUCAAUGAGUGUGAGAGAUCAGCACCCUGUUACUUCAAAGCCCGCUGUAUCAACCUCGAUCCAGGCUUCCGUUGUUCGGAGUGUCCACUAGGGUAUACCGGUCCACCAAUUGCUGGUAUUGGAUUAGAAGAUGCAGAUCGCCUUCAUCAGGAAUGUAGGGACAUCGACGAAUGUAUCACUGACAAUGGUGGGUGCGUGGUCAACUCGGAAUGUAUAAAUACCAUUGGAUCGUUUUUCUGCGGUCAGUGUAGGGGUGGAUAUAUGGGUAAUCAGUCUGCAGGAUGUCUACCAAUCCAAAUAUGUCCUGACGGAAGUCCGAGUCCCUGUGAUAUCAAUGCGCAGUGUAUUCUUCGUAGUAGAGGGCGAUAUGCAUGUGUGUGUGAAGUUGGCUGGGCUGGCAAUGGUUAUAUGUGUGCACGUGAUUCCGAUAUCGACGGGUACCCGGAUGUAGGAUUACAGUGUGCUGACGACAACUGUAAAGCUGAUAAUUGUCCAUGGAUUCCUAACAGCGGACAGGAAGACGCCGAUCAUGAUGGCAUUGGUAACAUAUGCGAUGAAGACGCUGAUGGCGAUGGCGUACUCAAUAGGCCGGAUAACUGUCCGUUGGUGAAUAAUGCAGACCAGGCAGAAGAUGAUACAGAUGUUAUUGGUAAUGCAUGUGAUAAUUGCCCGGAUGUUCCCAAUCCGUUACAGUUAGAUUCAGACAAUGAUGGGAUGGGUGAUGAAUGUGAUGAUGAUAAGGACAACGACGGUAUUUUGAAUGUCAAUGAUAACUGCCCGAUAACCCCAAACUGGGAUCAAGAUGAUUUUGAUGGUGAUGGCGUAGGAGACGAAUGUGACAAUUGUCCGAAAACAUACAACAGUGACCAGAUAGACUCUGACGACGAUCUUGUUGGCGACGCGUGUGACACUGAUAAAGACAGGGACGUAGACGGAGUACAAGAUGACUUGGACAACUGCCCUGACAUACCAAACACAUCACAACUGGAUACAGACAGUGACGGGCUGGGAGAUGCAUGUGACAACGAUGAUGACAAUGAUGGUAUAACGGAUGAUGAAGACAACUGUCGUCUGAUACCAAACAGACACCAAGUAGAUUCGAACGGUAACGGAAGAGGGGACGUGUGUGAAUUAGACUUUGACAACGAUGGCGUUAAUGACGAUCGUGACGCAUGCCCAGAAGAUCCCAGAAUUAUUCAUACAGAUUUCCGGGCCUUUCAGUCCGUUAUCUUGGACCCUGAAGGCGAUGCCCAGAGUGAUCCCAAGUGGGUUAUUUAUGAUCAGGGUAGAGAGAUUAUAGAGACUGUGAACAGUGACCCCGGAAUUCUGAUUGCCUAUCCUGGUUUUGGUGGCGUCGAUUAUGAUGGCACAUUUUUCGUCAAUUCAGUCACUGAUGAUGAUUAUGCUGGGUUUGUAUUUGGUUACCAAGACAACAAGAGCUUCUAUGUGGUCAUGUGGAAGCAAAAGGAGCAGACGUAUUGGAAGUCUACUCCAUUCCGUUCUGUGGCUGAGCCUGGUAUACAUUUGAAGGCAGUAAAAUCAGUAACUGGCCCCGGCGAAACUCUCCGAAAUUCACUCUGGAAUACAGGAGACACCGAAGGACAGGUAACAUUGCUGUGGACUGACCCUCGAAACGAAGGCUGGAAGGACAAGGUAGCAUAUCGUUGGAAUGUCAUUCAUAGACCGGCAAUAGGGCUCAUAAGAAUCAAGCUGUAUGAGGGCGCUGUUUUGGUAGCUGAUUCUCGUAAUAUCAUUGACACUACCAUGCGAGGAGGUCGUCUGGGUGCAUUUUGCUUCUCGCAAGAGGGCGUCAUUUGGUCUCGGAUGUCAUACAAAUGCAACGAGGCGAUCCCAGAUGAUGUUCAAAUAUUGUAA